AUGGUGAACUUUGUCUUAUGGGACAAUGACUUGUAUAAGAAGGGUUUGGAUGGAAAUUUCCUGCGUUGCAUUGACAAGCAACAACAGUUUGUUGGCAAGCCUAAACUAGUUGCACUUCCUCUUAAGCCAGUGGUAAUUGAAGAGUCAUUUCAACAGUGGGGAUUAGAUUUCAUUGGACCUGUCAAUCCAACAUCUAGUGUGGGCCACAUGCAUAUUCUCAAUGUGACAGAUUACUUCACCAAGUGGGUGGAGGCAAUUUCAACAAAGCAAGCUACUUCAACAAUGAUCAUUGACUUUUGUUUCGAUUAUGGUAUUACUCUUUCACAUUCAUUUGACUAUUAUCCGCAAGGAAAUGGUCAGGUUGAGUCAAGCAAUAAGAAUUUGGUUACAAUUAUCAGGAAGCUUUUUGAUGAGAGACAAUGGACUUGGCAUAAGGCUCUCUAUGAUGUGCUAUGGGCGGAUCGUAUAACUCCUAAGAGAGCAAUUGGCAUGUCACCUUUCCAACUUCUCUAUGGAUUGAAUGUUGAGAUUCCUAUCACUUUGGAACUUCUAGUAUUAAAGCUUUCCAAGGUCGUUGAAGAUGAAACUUACCAAGGUUCACUUGAUAAGUGGAUUAUGUUUCUUUCUCAAUUGGAGGAAACAAGGGCAGAGGUGGUGGAUAGAAUUGUUGCACACCAAAGCCAAGUGAAGGUGUUAUUUGACAAGAAGGCAACUUCUUGUGAGUUCAUAGUUGGUGAUCAAGUCUUGUUAUGGGACAAGUGGAGGGAACCAAAGGAUAUGCAUAGGAAAUUAGAUUCCUUAUGGAGAGGCCCCUUCACUAUUCAUGAAUUAUGUGGCGAGCAUAGAUAUUUUCUUGCAUAUGCUAAUGGUACCACAUUCUCACUACCCCAUAGUGGAGAACAUUUGAAGCUCUUUUCUCAAUAA
Messenger RNA from Cryptomeria japonica (Japanese cedar), 924 nucleotides. RefSeq lists its product as uncharacterized. Gene Ontology annotation, molecular function: nucleic acid binding. Bases 1 to 924 code for a protein of 307 amino acids. The record is from RefSeq and is a predicted model, not a curated record. The transcript has 3 exons. Gene Ontology annotation, biological process: DNA integration. NCBI's taxonomy places the organism in Eukaryota, Viridiplantae, Streptophyta, Pinopsida, Cupressales, Cupressaceae.